This is a messenger RNA of Chrysoperla carnea, 924 nucleotides long. Its product is annotated as zinc finger protein 678-like. The transcript has 3 exons. Gene Ontology annotation, molecular function: RNA polymerase II cis-regulatory region sequence-specific DNA binding; DNA-binding transcription factor activity. Lineage: Eukaryota; Metazoa; Arthropoda; Insecta; Neuroptera; Chrysopidae. Bases 1 to 924 code for a protein of 307 amino acids. The record is from RefSeq and is a predicted model, not a curated record. Gene Ontology annotation, biological process: regulation of transcription by RNA polymerase II.
AUGUCAAGAAAUUCAUUUGUUGAUGCGAAAAAUAACUCGUCAUCCAAAGAUGGGAACAAUGAAUUACCAUUAAAAACAGAAAUGAUAGUCAAAGAUGAAAUAAUAGAAACCGGAGCAAUAGAAAAACCAUUUUUAUGUGAUAUAUGUGUUUGUGAUAAAAGUUUUAUGUACCCAAAUCAUUUACUUCAACAUAAACGAAUGCACACUGGUGAGAGACCUUUUGCAUGCGACGUCUGUGGUAAAACAUUUGCUCAAAAUUGCAGUUUAAUUGAUCAUAAACGAAUUCAUACUGGGGACAAACCAUAUGCAUGUAAUUUUUGUGAAAAAAGGUUUACGAUACAAAAUAAUUUAACUAAACACAAACGUAUUCAUACGGGAAUAAAACCAUAUUCAUGUGAUAUCUGUGAUAAACGAUUUACGCAAAAAAGUACUUUAGAAACUCACAAACGUAUUCAUACCGGACAAAAACCAUUUGCUUGUGAUGUGUGUGGUGAAAAAUUUAUUCAAAGUAUUAGUUUAACGAAACAUAAAUUGAUUCAUACCGGGGAACGUGAAAAAAGGAAACGUGGUCGUAAACGAACUAAUGGAGAAAAAUUAAUCAAACAAUUUUCAUGUGAUUUAUGUAAAAAAAGAUUUACUUCAGAAAAACAUUUAGCUAGACAUAAACAAAUUGAAGCAAAAAAAUAUUCAUGUGAUUUGUGUUUCAAAACGUUUAAACAGAAGUGCACUUUAGAGUUACAUAUGCGAACUCACACCGGACAGAAACCAUAUUCUUGUGAUAUUUGUAAUAAAUCGUUUUCCCAACAAAUUAGUUUAACAAAACAUAAAUUAAUUCAUGAAAAAACUGAACAAAUUAGUGAAGUGAAGCAGGAAAAUGUUUUUAUGGAAAAUAAACAAAUUAAUAAUGAAUUUACUUGUAAAUAA